AGAGAGAGAGAGAGAUGGGUUCCACAGUAGAGAAUGUGAAAAGCAAGGUGCUGAUUAUAGGGGGAACAGGGUACUUGGGGAAGAGGCUGGUGAAGGCAAGCUUAGAACAAGGUCAUGAAACCUAUGUUCUUCAUCGUCCAGAGAUAGGUGUUGAUAUUGAGAAAGUGCAGAUGCUUUUGUCUUUUAAGGCACGAGGAGCUCACCUAGUCCCUGGUUCCUUUAGCCAUUAUCAAAGCCUAGUUGAUGCUGUGAAAUUGGUGGACGUUGUUAUAUGUGCAAUUUCUGGGGUUCACAUUCGAUCCCACCAUAUUUUGCUUCAGCUCGACCUUGUCAAGGCCAUCAAAGAGGCUGGAAAUAUCAAGAGAUUUUUGCCAUCUGAGUUUGGUACUGAUCCCGCAAGAAUGGGCGAUGCUAUGGAGCCAGGAAGGGUCACGUUUGAUGAUAAAAUGGUGGUAAGAAAAGCUAUUGAAGAAGCUGGGAUUCCUUUCACGUAUGUUUCGGCCAAUUGCUUUGCAGGAUACUUUAUUGGAGGUCUUUGCCAACCUGGUAAAAUUCUGCCAUCAAAGGAUUCUGUACUCCUCCUUGGAGAUGGAAACCAAAAAGCAAUUUAUGUUGAUGAAGACGACAUAGCCACCUACACAAUCAAAACCAUAGAUGAUCCAAGGACACUGAACAAAACACUUUACCUAAGGCCACCUCAAAACAUACUUUCACAAAGAGAGGUGGUUCAAUUAUGGGAAAAGCUAAUAGGGAAACAACUGAAAAAGUCAUCCAUAGGCAAGGAAGAAUUUUUGGCUUCCAUCAAAGGACUUGAUUAUGCGGAGCAAGUUGGAUUAACUCAUUAUUAUCACGUCUGCUAUGAAGGAUGUCUUACAAAUUUUGAGAUAGGAGAUGAAGGGGAAGAGGCAUCCAAAUUGUAUCCUGAAGUAAAGUACACCACAAUUGAGGACUACCUCAAGCAAUAUGUGUGAUUGAAGCAAUAAUUAUAGGGUUCCUACAAAAUUUUACGUAAUUUCAGGGUGGAUGAUAAUGUUUAAAAUUUAUUGUGGGUCAACCUCUCUAAUUUAUAUGCUUACCCUCUACCUUUAUGGCUAAUUAAAGUUUAGUCCCAAAUGUUUGGGGACUCGUCCCUAAAAUUUCUACUAAAAUAAUUGUCAUUUUGUAAAGUUCUCAAUUUCGAUCAAAGUUGGACAAUUGAUGUAUUUUCCCGAAAUACAAGCUAAAUAAGUCGCGUGCAAGCCGUGUGGCUAU
Coffea eugenioides is the source of this 1251-nucleotide messenger RNA. RefSeq names its product bifunctional pinoresinol-lariciresinol reductase-like. The record is from RefSeq and is a predicted model, not a curated record. NCBI's taxonomy places the organism in Eukaryota, Viridiplantae, Streptophyta, Magnoliopsida, Gentianales, Rubiaceae. The transcript has 4 exons. Gene Ontology annotation, molecular function: oxidoreductase activity. Bases 15 to 971 code for a protein of 318 amino acids.